AUGCAGGGAUUUUCUAGCUGAAUUAAAUGGAUGAAAGCAGAUAACGUAAACGUUGUAGGACAAAUAAUCAUGGCUGUAGCAUUCAAUGACAACUAAAGACAACGGCGCUUCCCCGUUGUAAUUAUCUGACAUUUCGAGGCGGUUGUCGGUGCAAAUAACGGCGUGUUUCUCCUUCGGACGGCUGGACUUGGCUCCAAUAUCAGGUCGCUACAGUGGUGAGGAAGCAAGCUAGCUGUCAAGUAGCAGCCACAUCAGCACCGCCAGCCAGCCACGAUAGCAUCAGUAGAUUUCAUUAUGGCAGACAGUAUCAUGAGCAAGGCUGCUACCAUGGAGAUCCCCAUUAACAGCAAUGGAGACACAGGGACUCUGCCAGAGGAUGACAGCCUGGAGCAGGAUUUGCAGCAGGUCAUGGUUUCUGGACCCAACCUGAAUGAAACCAGCAUUGUCUCAGGAGGUUAUGGAGGGCCUGCAGGAGGCAUCAUUCCAACCAGCACCAUCAAAGGGCCUGCAGUUCGCUUCAAUCCUGAGUAUCUGGACAGAAGACGAGCCCCUGCAACAGGACCAGACAUUCGCAUGAAAUCCAGGGGUGUUAGCUUGCCUAACAGCCAGUCUGCAGCCAGCCGACUUGCCCAACACACAGACCGGCAUCCAGGGUCAUCAAACCAUAACUCUAGUAAUUCAGCUGAAGAAGUUACUCGUGGUGUGGCAGUGGAGAAACUGGACAGUGUAAAGAAAUGGGGCAUAAACACAUACAAGUGUACCAAACAGAUGUUUUCAGAGCGGUUUGGCCGAGGCUCACGGACAGUAGACCUGGAACUGGAGGCUCAGAUUGACGUGUUAAGAGAUACUAAGAGCAAGUAUGAAAACAUCCUAAGAUUGGCCACUGCGCUCAUCAAUCACUUCCAAAGCAUGGUACAGACGCAACAGGCUUUAGGAGACACCUUCACCGACCUCAGCCAGAAGUCCCCAGAGUUGCAGGAUGAAUUUGGUUAUAACGCAGAAACACAGAAGCUGUUGUGUAAGAAUGGCGAGGCUCUGCUUGGUGCCAUCAACUUCUUUGUGUCCAGUAUCGACACCCUGGUCAACAAAACAAUGGAGGAUACUUUGAUGACCAUUAAGCAGUAUGAAAAUGCAAGACUUGAGUUUGAUGCCUAUCGUUCUGAUUUGGAGGAGCUGAGUUUGGGCCCUAGGGAUGCGGCUGCCAUGGUCCGCAUUGAGAUAGCUCAGCAUGACUACCAGAUCCACAGAGACAAAUAUGAAAGACUGCGUAGUGAUGUCACUAUCAAGCUCAAGUUCCUGGAGGAAAACAAGGUGAAGGUGAUGCACAAGCAGCUGCUUCUCUUCCAUAAUGCUAUCUCAGCUUACUUUGCUGGCAACCAGCAGCAGUUGGAACAAACUCUAAUACAGUUCAAUGUAAAGUUAAAGCCCCCAGGAUCAGACAAGCCAUCCUGGCUAGAGGAGCAGUAAAGAUCGCUCCAGGUUCAGCUGUUCAGGUGUACAGUGACAAGCUGGUCAGUGAAGAACAUGAAAUUAUGGAUAGAUGGACAAGAGUCAAAUGUAUAAAGGAGUAUAUUGUAGGAUUAGUAGCGGCCAGUGAUAACGAAAAACAUGAGAGAUCAGUUUUGUAAUGUUUUUCAGUAUCACAUAUUUUACAUAGAUGGCGCAAUGAUUUCAAUUGUUUUUUUGUUAAGUCACAGAACGACUUUUUGUUACUUUUAUUAUUCUUUAGGUAGCACAAUCAUUUACGUGUAUAUCACUUCUUAUUUAUGUACACUAUAGUCUUCUAUUGUGGAGAUACCCCUUGGCAGUUUUGCACAUGCAUUAUUUUGUUGUUUUUUAAUCUUGUCUAAAGCGUUAUCUUUAAUAUUGCAGAGUACACCACAUGGGAGGAAUUCCACAAAUCACUUUAGCAAGUUUGGGGAAUAAUAUCAAAAAUAUAAAUAUUCUCUGAAAUUCUAUUUAUUUUCAUGAAUAUGCAUGACUGAACCAUGUCCUUCAAAUGUUGCUUUACAGAUUUAAAUCAGGAUCAAAAUUAUCCCACUAUGUUUCUAAUAGUGCUUUGUGGAAUACCUGUCUGAAUGGUCAAGUUACGGUUUACAUGCAUAGAAGGGAAAAAAUAUAUAUGGUGAAUAUAGUGAUUUUCUCUAACUUAAUAUACAAUUCAUAAUUAACUGGACCUCCUAAGUUUUUGGUACCUCCAGAUAUGUCCUUAUGAAUUCAGCAGUUACAAUUAUCUGUCUUUUUUACUCCAGUGUUUACACAUGGAAACAAGCCUCAAAAACAGCAGUGAGUCAGCAUCAAUGAAUCUAAUGGAUGCUUUGAUGAUAAAUAGAGACAUCUCAGUUAUCAUAAAGAAAUCCAAAUCAACCUGUGACACAUAGCCAGUGUAUGAUCGUGUUUGACUGUUUCAGUGGGAGGUGACAGUGUUUGAGACUCAUUUUUGAAGUCUCAAGUUUUAAAACACAUACAAUGAAUGGGAAUACUGAAUAAACAUGAUACCACAUAUAUUCUGUUACGAUGCAAAUCUCUUCAAGAACAGAAUGUAUGAGUACAUUUUUAUUAUUUUAUUUAUUUACCAAUUUGUUUGUAACAUAACGUUGUAUGUUACGUAAGCCUCUUUUGAGUUCUAGUCAGCUGAUUGUCUUUGUCUUGGUCUGCAUUUCCAAUAAAGUCUGCUGGAUGGUUUGUUUCACAUAACUGUGCAGUUGACACAAUUCUGUCAGUUUGAUAUGGGAAGCUUUCACAGAAUAUGUACAGAAA
Toxotes jaculatrix (banded archerfish) is the source of this 2760-nucleotide messenger RNA. Its product is annotated as arfaptin-2-like. Bases 295 to 1467 code for a protein of 390 amino acids. Gene Ontology annotation, molecular function: phospholipid binding; protein domain specific binding. NCBI's taxonomy places the organism in Eukaryota, Metazoa, Chordata, Actinopteri, Toxotidae. The record is from RefSeq and is a predicted model, not a curated record. The transcript is spliced from 10 exons. Gene Ontology annotation, biological process: intracellular protein transport; regulation of Arp2/3 complex-mediated actin nucleation. Gene Ontology annotation, cellular component: trans-Golgi network membrane.